CUCCCCUUUUAUGUCGACACCCAACUGUCUAUGUGUGUUCUUUAGAUAUUGGCUAUCUUUUCUCGUGUUCUAUAAAGAUGGUUGUUUUGGCUGCAGCAGUUGUUACAAAAAGUGGAAAACCUGUUAUUUCUCGUCAAUUUCGCCAGAUGCCACGUUCACGCAUUGAGGGACUAUUAGCAUCCUUUCCCAAACUAACAAGCACAGGACAACAGCAUACUAUUGCUGAAAAUGAACACGUUCGUUUUGUUUAUCAGCCAUUGGAUGAAUUGUUUAUUGUAUUGAUUACCAACCGUCAGUCAAAUAUUUUGCAAGAUAUUGAAUCGCUUCACUUGUUUGCUCGAGUUGUUACUGACAUUUGUCGUUCGUUUGAUGAAGCCGAUAUAUUCCGCAAUGCCUUUGAAUUAUUGUGUGCCUUUGAUGAAAUCAUAUCUGUUGGAUAUAGAGAAAACGUAAACUUGUUCCAAGUAAAGAGUUCUAUUGAAAUGGAAAGCCAUGAAGAAAGAAUUCAAGAAAUUAUUGCCAAAAAUAAGGAAGCAGAAGCUAAGGAAGAGCUCAAGAGGAGGGCUAAACAGUUUGAAUUGCAAAGAAAAGAAGCUCAAAAGAGAGGACAAGAGUUUAUGCAGGGAAAUUACAAGUCAGGCAACAGUGGUUUCGGCGGAGGCUUCAGUGGUCAGUUCUCUUCUUCUUCUUCAUUUGAAACAACAACAUCUGUUAGUGUUGUAAAAGAGAGCUACAGUCCUGUGGAAAGCAAUGUGGAUACACCUACUUCAAAACCAAAAGGUAUGCAAUUGGGUCGUAAGCCUAAGGCUGCCAAUCUUUUUGAAGCUAUAAAUGAAUAAAAAAAGAGAUUUUAUUAAGUUUUAAUGCAUGCAAAGUAUCAUGAUCUCUGCCUCAACAUCGCUUCAAGAGACAAUAUCCUGAAUCAUCGGCCUAGCAUUUGCAAAGUUCUUUUCGAACCGAAAGGCCCACAAUUCAUUCGCUCAUCAAAUAGCUCUUAAUGUGUAAACUGGGGUUCAGCUUUCUCAGCUAUAUUCUGAUAUGGUCUAGGCAAACUGGAGUACAGGCGUCAUGUGUGCUCUCUUUCUCUCUCGCGGCUAGAUG
Messenger RNA from Rhizopus microsporus ATCC 52813, 1101 nucleotides. RefSeq names its product snare-like protein. Lineage: Eukaryota; Fungi; Mucoromycota; Mucoromycetes; Mucorales; Rhizopodaceae. The record is from RefSeq and is a predicted model, not a curated record. The coding region runs from base 78 to 839 and encodes 253 amino acids. The transcript has 6 exons. Gene Ontology annotation, biological process: endoplasmic reticulum to Golgi vesicle-mediated transport; retrograde vesicle-mediated transport, Golgi to endoplasmic reticulum; Golgi localization. Gene Ontology annotation, cellular component: COPI vesicle coat; cytosol.